This is a messenger RNA of Zasmidium cellare ATCC 36951, 816 nucleotides long. RefSeq lists its product as uncharacterized. The record is from RefSeq and is a predicted model, not a curated record. The coding region runs from base 1 to 816 and encodes 271 amino acids. Lineage: Eukaryota; Fungi; Ascomycota; Dothideomycetes; Mycosphaerellales; Mycosphaerellaceae. The transcript is spliced from 2 exons. Gene Ontology annotation, molecular function: serine-type endopeptidase activity.
AUGCUCGCUUCCGGCUUCACCAACGCUCCCGUCACUCAGCUGCUGGUCUUCGGUAUCGUGGCCUCAUCCUUCGUGGCUAGCCUGACCGACACCAAGUACUACUUCUGGAUCGAAGUCCGGCCGCACCUCUUCGACUAUGGCCAGUUCUGGCGGCUGCUCACAUGGCAGCUGUGCUACACCAAUAGUACUGAAGUGCUCUUCGCUGCCAUGACCUUCUACCAAUUACGAGUCAUUGAACGCCUUUGGGGCAGCAGAAAGUUCGCCUCUUUCAUACUGUCCACCUUUCUUUACACCUCUCUAGCACCGCCGAUAUUGCUGGCUGUCGUUAUUCGGCCGCUCAGCUUUGGCCGCAUCAACUACCUGCCCGCCGGACCGACACCGUUGCUCUUCGCGCUGCUCGCCCAAUACCACGCUGCGAUCCCGUACAUCUACAAAUAUCGAAUCUUAGGCAAUGCACCGACUGGCACCUCCGCCAAUCAGGACUAUGGCUUCAUGCUUACCUCAAAAGCCACAUCAUACCUCUUGCCAGUCCAGCUUGCUUUGGCGCAAAUGCCAGGCUCAAUUCUGGCCGCCGCAGUAGGGUGGAUCACCGGCUUCGCGUACAGGAGAGAGAUAUUGCCGGGUGCCGCAAGAUGGCGAGUGCCAAUGUGGAUUAUUGGUGGAAGUGAGCAAAAGGAGCGAUACGAUAAUCUCAGGCGAAGAAUGGAAGGUGAAGCUGGGAGGACGACUGGUGUGGAUAACAACAACAAUCGGGAGCAUGCGCGGCGGCGUGGUGUGCUUGGUGGAUUGGCGGAGCAGUUUAGAGGGGCUUUCUGA